AUGGACGGAAAUAUGCCCAUUCUAUAUCAUGAACAUAUUACCCCGGAGCGCGAGUGUCACUCCCAACGUGAACACGAUAGAGUCAAUUGCCUCCAGAUGACGUCCCCUACCAGGCGCAAUCGUCGACAUGCUGCUCAUGAUAGGCCUGCCCCUCAUCCUCCUCCUCACUUUCCAUAUGAACCACUACCAGUUGGGCAAUAUCCUGGCUUGCCACGUAAUGCCAUUGCGCAUGUGCAACGUGCUCAUCAGCACCCUCCUGUUGAUUAUAAUGCAUGCCUGAAUGAGCAGAUGAAUGCAGCUCAUAAUGAUAGACGCCGCCAGCGCAACCGUCGUAGGCAACAGGACAGAGAGGAGAUAAGAGAGCAGGCACAGGCAGAGCUAAUGGCAGCUGGGAUGCAGCCCAUGCAGGUACCUCAGGUCCAUAAUGAACCUGCUCAACCUGCUCCUGCUCCUCCUGUAUAUGGUGCUAUUCAUUAUGAGGGCGCAGUUGGUCCUCACAACUUUGACAAUCCUCUUCAUUACUUUGCGCCUAAUCCUGCACUGCCUUUGCAUGGACCGCCUGAACCUGAUUAUCAUCAAUUUAAUAUUCAGUUUCAACACCAUUUACAGGCAGAGCAAAUGGACAAUGAGCGCAUUAGAAAUGACUUGCUUCAAAGGCAAGCACAGGAGGAAUUUCGACGACGUCAAAUUCAGCUACAAUUGCAACAACAAGAAGCUGAGAGGAUCAAUAGAGAGGCUCAAUGGCGGCAUGAGGAGGCUCUUUGCCUGCAGCAAGAAGCUGAGAGGAUCCAAAGACAGGCUCAAUUGCAGUAUCAAGAGGCUCUUCACCUGCAGCAGCAAGAAGCCGAAAGGUUUCAAAGACAGGCUCAAUUGCAGCAGCAGGAGGAUCUUUGUUUGCAGCAAGAAGAAGCUGAGAGGAUCCAGAGACAGGCUCAUUUGCAGCAGCAGGAAGAGGAGCAGCAGAAUAGGCUGGCUCAGGAUCGUGUGCAAGCAGGUCGACAGGAAGAGGAGCAGCACAAUAGACGAACUCAGGAUCGUAUGCGAGCAGGUCAAGAGGAAGAGGAGAUCCAACACCAGAGGCAACAAAGGAUUCGCAAGCAAGCAGAGCAUCUAGAAGAGGUGCUGCAUGAAUAUAAUGAUCCUGCUUCUCAAGAAAAUCAUGCUGCUGAUGAAGAAAGGAGAAGAGCUCAAGAGAUUCAGCAGCAUGAGGAGCGUGAGGCAGAGGACCAACCUAUAAACAUUCAUAGUCUUGGUCCUCUUAAUGUAGAGUGCACCAAGUGCCAUGCAUUGCACUUUGCAUCCGAAAGACUCUUGAAAUCCUCCCUACGGAAUCCAAAAUUCGGUACAUGCUGCUUGGAGGGUAAAGUUGUCCUCCUGCCCUUUCCACCAUGGCCACCAGAACUGCAGCGCGCUUAUACUGACAGGACAUUUGUCUCCAAGAUUCGGCAGUACAACAGCGCUCUUGCAUUCACGUCGGUCGGUGUCGAUAUCGAGGAUAGAGCCCUCCAAGGCUCUGGCCCCAAUGCUUUUCAUAUUCAUGGAUCUCUGCAUCACCUCAUGGGUAGUCUCAUACCUCCAGAAGGCAUUCAGCCUUCAUAUGUGCAACUUUAUAUCUACAAUCCCGAGGAAGCCACCAACAUUUGUGCCACCCGACCUGGAAAUGAAGGUCUUGAUCGCGGCAUUCUCAGGGAGCUCCAUGACAUGCUGUAUUGA
Molecule: messenger RNA, 1713 nt
Organism: Suillus bovinus
Lineage: Eukaryota; Fungi; Basidiomycota; Agaricomycetes; Boletales; Suillaceae
Exons: 4
Coding region: 1-1713 (570 amino acids)
Source: RefSeq, a predicted model, not a curated record